AAUUAAUGGAAACACACGGAAUUCCACACCGUACUCUAUUUCCUUGCCGAAACGAGACUGCAGUUCGCUGCGCUUGACUAUCGCUCUACUCUUCCCACUAACUCUAGGGAUUUUGAUCAGGCGGUUCCUCACCGCAACGACGCCGGUUUUAGUACGGUUUAUGCAGAAGCGGCCGCGGCGGCAGAAGAGACGAUGGAGAAGCUAGAAUUCGAAGUGAAAGAAUCGGAGUUGAAGCAGAAGACUCUGCGCCAGGCGUACGACUGCGUUCAGGCCCAAGCCAAGUCCCUGACCUUCUUUUCCGUGCAGUGGAAGGACCUCGAGGACCACUUGGAGUCCACGCGCCGCUCCGUCGAGGCCCGGUUCCGGGAACUCGAGCACCGCGAGGAGGAAGUCCGAGGCCGCGAGGAGGAUUUGGAUGCCAGAGAGUCGAAUUUCCGCUCGGAGAUGGAGGCGAAAUCCAACGAAUUGCUAGUGCUUCAGAAGUUGAUCGAAGCGAGGAAGGACCAGUUGCUGUCGCUCCAGUCGUUGAUUCAAGAUCACAGCGAAGAGGUUGCUGUUCAGGAGCGGCGGUUGACGGAGGUGGAGGGUUUCGUGUGGGAGAAGGAGGGGGAGUGUGAUUUCAUCGAGAGGCGCAUUGGAGAGAGGACGAGAAAAUUGAGUUGGGUGGAGGCGAAGGUGAAACAGGCGGAGGCUAAGGAGCGGGAAGCGGUGGAGGGGUUUGAAGAAUUGCUGGACAAGUGCAAUGAGGGCAUUGAAUUGAAAGAGAGGGAGUCGAGAGAGGUUCUGAGGUCGAUCGAGGCGCGAAAGGCGGAGUUUGAUUCGAGAGGGGAGGAGCUGGAAUCAGCGCGAAGGUCGAUUGAGGAAUGUGAGAGGGAGCUGAAGGCGAAAGAGGAGGAACUCGAAUCGAGGGAAGGAAUGAUUAGGGAAAUGGAUUUGAAAGAGAGUGAUUUGAGUUUGCUUGAGAAUGCACUGGAGGAGUGGAGUAGUGAGCUUCAAUUGAGAGAGAAGGAGCUUGAAAAAUCGAAGCAAGAAGGCGAAAAGUAUUUGGAUAAAGUCUCCAGGGGACUUCAAGAGAAAGAGAUCCAACUGCAAAGGAAGGAAAGCUUACUGCAGAGGAAAGAGAGCCAACUUCAGCAGCAGGCCAGAGAGCUUGCAUUGAAGCAGCAGGACUUGAUCAAGAAAAUCAUAGAAGAACACACCGAAACUCUGAAGUCGAAAGAGGGGCAAAUCGAAGAUCAGGCGAAAGAGAUCGAGUUGAAGCAGAAAGAGAUUGAUUCGAUAAAAAAAUCCGCUGAAGAACAAACCCAAAACCUGAAACCGAAAGAGAAGCAACUGGAAGACAAGACCAAGGAACUUGAGUUGAAGCAGACGGUAUUGGAUUCGAUCCAAAAAUCCAACGAAGAACGCGCCCAAUGCCUAAGAUCGAUACAGAGGCACCUUGAUCACCGCUCGAAAGAGCUGGCAUUGAAGCAUAAGGGAUUGGAAUCAAUAAAAAAAUCCACCGAAGAACACACUGAAAACCUGGAAUCGAAAGAGAGGCAACUCGGAGACAAGGCCAAAGAGCUUGAACUGAAGCAGAAGGAAAUUGAUUCAAUGAAAAAAUCCGCUGAAGAACAAGCCGAAAGCCUGAAAUCAAAGGAGAGGCAGCUCGAAGAGCAGGCGACAGAGCUUGCACUGAAGCAGAAAGAGUUGGAUUCGAUCAAAAAGGCAACUGAAGAUCGCACCGAAACCUUGAAUUCGAAAGAGAGGGAACUCGAUCAGCAGGCGAAAGAGCUUGCACUGAAGCAGAAAGAAUUGGAUUCGAUCGAAAAGGCGAUUGAAGAUCGCAACCAAACCUUGAAUUCGAAAGAAAAGGAACUCGAUCACCAGGGGAAAGAGCUUGAAGUGAAGCAGAAAGAAUUGGACUCGAUCAAAGAAUUGGAACCUGUCCUUGACAGCAAUGCAGCCGUUCAUUCUUCCGCAAGUAAUGAAUCCAGCGUCGAUUGGGAUGGUAGAGGUGAGAAACGCAGUACCGCCACGUUUGACUCCGGGUUCCAGCCGCCGCAACAACGCGAAAAUAAGUAUCCUCGGACAUCGGAACCAGCUGUUCCACCCAAGUCAGUGCCAACUUACAACACAGGCUAUCAUCCGCCAUAUGAAUCAGCCGUGACACACUAUCAAGUCCCAAAUUACACCCCAGUAGGCUACCCGCAGCCAGGUCCGCCGCCGCCACCUUGGCAUUACGAAAAUGGGCACUUUGGGCAGUUUGGUAUGACUAAUUUUGGUCCAAAUACGGGAAUGCAUUAUCGGCCGCCAUACUUUCCCGGCCCUCCUCCUCCUCCUCCUCCUCCCCCUGUAAGCCAUCCUAGAUAUGUUGGUCCUUUUUAAGGAGAAGCACCAAGUCUGAUCUGACUUCGUUGUAAAUGCUCUUGACAUAGUUUGAAUAGUUUGAAAUGUAUUUUGUAUUUUCAACUUUGAUGUAUGAAAAAUAAAGGUGUGGAUUUAGGGAGAG
Molecule: messenger RNA, 2491 nt
Organism: Pyrus x bretschneideri (Chinese white pear)
Lineage: Eukaryota; Viridiplantae; Streptophyta; Magnoliopsida; Rosales; Rosaceae
Product: intracellular protein transport protein USO1
Exons: 1
Coding region: 193-2367 (724 amino acids)
Source: RefSeq, a predicted model, not a curated record